Messenger RNA from Nematostella vectensis (starlet sea anemone), 8632 nucleotides. RefSeq names its product neurogenic locus notch homolog protein 1. Gene Ontology annotation, biological process: heterophilic cell-cell adhesion; establishment or maintenance of epithelial cell apical/basal polarity. Lineage: Eukaryota; Metazoa; Cnidaria; Anthozoa; Actiniaria; Edwardsiidae. Gene Ontology annotation, molecular function: calcium ion binding. Bases 129 to 6821 code for a protein of 2230 amino acids. Gene Ontology annotation, cellular component: protein-containing complex; plasma membrane. The transcript has 39 exons. The record is from RefSeq and is a predicted model, not a curated record.
AUUCUUUCCCUGGUUUCCCGAGUGCCUCGAUCGGACGGAGGUAAUUAGAGAAAUUCACAAAGGGAAACAAAUCCCCGGUUGUGGUGGUAAUAAUUAUGACAUGGGCUAGAUCUUGGAAGCUGCCAUGAAUGAAUGUGAUGAUGGUUCGACUAGCCCGUAUCCUGUUUGGGAUCAUAGCAAUAACAGGCGUGAUUAUCGACAAAACAUCCGCGUCCAAGACACAACACGGUAAUUUGACAAACAGGACAACAAUCAACGCCGAUUCGAAGACAGUGAUUACCCAUGGAAAUGUCCAAGAAGAAGUACACAAAACGAAGGGAAAAGUAAUUUCCCGGAAAAGUAGAUCACCGCAAUAUGGGGGUUUGGGCUUCAGGACGGGACUUGCUCCGCUUGGGCUGCCUUAUGCGGGGAGGUAUGGCCCGGCCCUGGGACUUCAACCCGCUGCAGGGUUUCAAACAAUGGGGCAACUGCGAGGGUAUAUUCCACAAGACAACCGUCUGCUUGCAAACACAGGGGGUUAUAGACUGCCUUAUAAUCUGCAACUUGCUAGAUUACUCUCAACGCUAAAUUUACUACAGGCCAGAUCGGCCAUUGGUGUUUCCCCGGCAUCGCGCCUUGCGGAGAUAAACUAUAAGCCACAGAGGUUAAAGUAUGACUCGAUUCCUUUGAAACCGGAGAUGUUGAGCCAAGGGUUGGGUACGUCGGAGCUGCCAUUGUUACUUGGGGCUAAUGCGUACGGAGCGGGACAACUUGGUGGAGUUGAUGGAGCAGAUGACGAUGACGACGAUGGAGACAGCGAUGGCUUCUGUUCAACUAACCCUUGUCACAAUGGCGGGAAAUGUAAAAAUCUUCUCUAUGGAUUCCGUUGUGAAUGCAAGCAGGGAUAUACCGGAAAACGAUGUAAAACUCAUAACCCGUGUGCGCCUAACCCCUGUGAACACGAUGGGGAAUGCUCAGUAGCUGGGAAGAGCUACGACUGUUCCUGCUCUCUUGGAUGGAAAGGAGAGAAAUGCGAAGUGGAAGACCGCUGUCAACCGAAUCCCUGCAUGAAUGGCGGCUCAUGUACGGAACUCACAGACGGGUAUGACUGCACAUGUAUGCACGGAUUUCGCGGUAAAAACUGCCAAGAUCGCCGUGGUAGCUGUUCGCCAAACCCUUGCCUCAAUGACGGGCACUGCAUCGAGAAACCCUCGGGAUUCGAGUGCGUUUGCCGGCCUGGAUACUCAGGCAUGGUCUGUGCAGCAUCCCAAGGGAAGUGUCAGAAAAAUCCUUGCAUGAACGGUGGCAAGUGCGUGGAGACGCUGAGCGGUACUGGGUACGAGUGUAGUUGUCCGUCUGGAUAUCGUGGCGAAGUGUGUGAUGAGCCAAGCCCAUGUCAAGCCAACACGUGUCAGAACGGGGGCACGUGCUUUGAGACAGAUACCAGCUUCAGAUGCAUGUGUAAAUCUGGAUUCAGCGGGAGAUCGUGCGAAGUUCGUCAUAGCUGCCAGGCGGACACGUGCCGUAAUGGUGCGCGGUGUAUAGAACACGAAAAUGGCUUCAAGUGCGUUUGCGCACCCGGCUACAGGGGUCUAUAUUGUGACGAUAUGGAUCGAUGUCAUCCGAAUCCAUGUGAUAACGAUGGUGAAUGUGUAGAGACGACCAGCGGUUAUAGGUGUCACUGCCAGGCGCGCUACAAAGGGACGCAUUGCCAGGAGCUGGAUAUGUGCGUACCGAGUCCCUGUAAAAAUGGUGGGCAAUGCCUCAGUUUUCAAGGCGGAUUCAAGUGCUUGUGCCAGAGUGGUUACAGUGGAGACACGUGCGAAGACAAGGAGCUUUGUGAUCCAAACCCCUGCCGUAACGGAGGCUCGUGUUCCCACGAGACCGGCGCGCGCAGAUGCUCCUGCAGGACAGGGUUUACAGGCGACCACUGCGAACUUAUUGACAACUGUCUGUCCAACCCAUGCCAGAAUGGUGCAACGUGCAACAGCGUGGCUGGGGGUUUCACGUGCACGUGCACUCCUGAAUAUAGAGGAACCUUCUGUCACGAGAAAAAGGCAUGUAACCCUAACCCAUGUGACAAUGGCGGGAAAUGUCUAUCUACGUCAUCAGGGUUCGUGUGUCGUUGCCCUAAGGGAUUUACUGGAGAGACAUGUUCAGACGAGGAUCAGUGUGAGCCAAACCCAUGCGAAAACGGCGCGCGCUGUAUCAACAGGUACGGAGCGAAGGGUGGGUUCGCCUGCGAGUGCUUGGAAGGAUUCAGAGGCACUACAUGUAGAGAUAAAGAUCCAUGCCACCCUGAUCCGUGCGCCAAUGGGGGCGUGUGUACUGAGAUCGGUGGCGGUUUCACCUGCAAUUGUACGCUAGGCUUCAAGGGGUCGACAUGCUCUGAAGUCAACGCGUGUCUACCGAACCCUUGUCAGCACGAAGGGGUGUGUAGGGAGGUUGUGGGAGGACAAGGCUUCGUAUGUCAGUGCAGGCAGGGAUACAAGGGAUUGCGAUGCGGAGCGAAAGACCGCUGCCACCCAAAUCCGUGUAUGCAUGACGGCGACUGCAUGGAGAUCAAUGACGAAUUGGGAUUUCUGUGCAAUUGCACUUCGGGAUUUCGUGGGACCCAUUGUCAAGACAAAGAUCCAUGCAAGCCUAACCCGUGUGCUAACUCUGGGCUGUGUAUUCACACUUCUGAUGGCGGGUUCGUUUGUAACUGCACCAUCGGCUUUAAAGGACACGAUUGCAAAGCUCGUGACCUGUGUAAACCGAACCCCUGCCAGUACGGCGACAAGUGCAUCCAAGAGGGUACAGAGAGCUACCAGUGCGUCAAGAAGAUGUGCGAGCCCAACCCGUGCCAACACGGGCGCUGCAUCGAGGUCAAUGACGAUGACUAUCAAUGCGCCUGUGAUGCAGGGUAUACAGGGAAAAACUGUGAAACGCAUGACCGUUGCCAUGACAACCCAUGCAUGAACGGAGGCACGUGUACCUUAACGACUGACGCGAGCGGAUACAAAUGCGCAUGCGAAAACAAGUAUAAAGGCGCGAAUUGCACAGAAAUGAAUGCUGAUAGCCGUCAAAAGGUUCCAACAACUAAACCUACAGAAGUCAAAAAAGAUUUCUGCUCGCCCAACCCUUGUAAAAACAACGGCGUGUGUGUGUCACGUGGUGUGGGCUACCACUGCAAGUGUAAACGCGACUUCAAGGGGCCGCAUUGCGAGAUGGUAAAAAAGCACAAACCUAAGCCACCCCCGGAGUCUGUCGUUGACCUCUGCACACCGAGCCCAUGUAAAAACCGAGGGGUUUGCGUACAGGAAGGGCUGGGCUACACUUGCGCCUGCAAACCAGGUUUCAGCGGCUUCCAUUGUCAAGUGGACAUGUGCGACAUGAAUCCAUGUAAAAAUGGUCGGUGCGUGGCGGAUGAGAAGGCUGGGUACAAGUGCGUGUGCCACAGCGGAUUUGUGGGUAAAAACUGUGACGAGAACUACUGCGUGCCCAACCCGUGUUUGAAUGGCGGCAUCUGUAAGUCCGUCGCCGACAAGGGCUACCAAUGCAAGUGUAGGGAGGGCUAUAAUGGGCCGCACUGCGAGCGGAGCCCGUGUGCACCCAACCCCUGCCUUAACGGGGGCACAUGCGUGGUGUUCUACACGGUCCAUCUCUGCAAAUGUCCUGCGCACUACCGCGGAAACCGAUGCGAAGCGUCUUUGCUUGGGAGACCAUCAGACACAUUAAUGGAAGAAGCCGUUCGUAAGGCCACACAACCUGAUCGACCUGCCCUGCAAGUUCACCCACCGUCUCAUCCAGUAAAGGCAUCACAAUGUAGUCCAAGCCCCUGUAAGAACAACGCAGUGUGCCUUGAGACAAUUAACGGCGGUUUUGAAUGCUUCUGCCGCGGCGACUUCUCUGGGCCCAGAUGUGAAGAUUCUGGUGAAUAUACAUACUCCUCGGCCCCCAAGUUUUUCCCUGGCCCGGGAGAGGAAUGCAAGCAUUGUGACAGAAGUGCUCAUUGUGUUGGUGGUCACUGCAUUUGCAAGGAAGGCUUUGUCGGCGACGGCCUUGACUGCUGGGCUGAGCGCCAGGAGGAUCGUGAUUGGGCAUGUGACGUCAAUCCUUGUAAGAAUGGAGGCACGUGUAAACCAGGCAUCGGGAACUGUGUGUGUCGCCUUGGGUAUAUCGGACAGUAUUGUGAAGAAUUCAUCCCGCCUUCCAUUCACCUGAGCUUCGAUAAGAUGAAAAUGGGAACAGUACUGGAUGAGUCGGGCGACGAUAACAACGCUGUCAUAGCCAACGGCGCCGAGAUUGCGUCACACAGUGGGCACUGCGGUAAUGCUGCAAAUCUCCAAGGCGGCGACAUUCUCCUUGACGGUGCCCACUUUGCUGACAUUCCUCGCAAAGGCAUCACCAUAGCAACAUGGAUCAAGCUUGACACCAUAUUAGGAGUGCAAUCGAUAUUCGACACAGUUGGAAGCCACUCCAAGCACAGAGAUGGGCAGUACCAUCUAGAGGUUGAUGACGGCAAGGUCCGUUGGUUCCAUCGUAACGAGAACCACCAGACCAUCUUUAGUGUGCUGACCCCGCCAGUUUUGACCGAGGGGAAAUGGACCCAAGUUACAGUCACAUAUAGCUCUGACUACAGCCGAGCAAGGGUCUUCGUUGAUGGCGAUAUGGUUGCUGAGGGAAGAGGACAUGGUUUUCUCUCACAAGACUGGGCCGGCAAAGCAGGCAUAGGCAAGCACGAGCAUAUUUUUGGCAGCCGCCUUUUGCGUGGAAUGGUCGACGAGUUUUUCAUCUUUCCGGGUGAACUCCCAAGACUCGAGAUUCUCGUGCUGAUGAGACACUGCAAGGUCUACUUCACAAAAUCGCACAAAAAGACACAACAAGCAGUUGCACGAGGACCACCCGGGAUUUUCUCGCCGUACUCACCGGGUAUUCAAAACUACAUUCACCCGAUGGUGCAACCCGCGUACGUGCCAAAUCCCGUAUACUCCCCGGGAAUGGCACCUCCAGUGCGCCAAUACCAGCAGCCAUCUAAGUCUUCAGACACCAUCGCCAGUAAUCUGGAGAAGAUUCUAGACAGCUUUGAGGAGGGAGAGCCGAGUAGUAGACACCAGGUUUCCGUGUCACAAGAACCACAGAUGCCAGGUACCUCAUACGGUACUUACCAGUACCGUGACAAGCCCCGCCCAGGAAGACCUUACCCCUCCACCAACAUGGCCUAUGGGUUCGGCCCUAAACAGUCGCCACGGCCAAUGCACCAGCCUCCUGUAGGCUACCUGCCACGCCCUAUAGGAGGCCCCCAGCCGAGUCAAAUGCAGGGGCGAUUGGCCUAUUCUCUCACUCCGUACGACAAGCCGCCAGGGGGAGUAUUCGCUCCAGGGCAAAUGAAAGACGCCUUGAGAUUCCGAAACGGCGGACUCGUUUCCGCGUCGCAAUCUCCCGUAUCUAAUUUCGCCGCCAUGAGAAAACCCCCCUAUUCUCCGCUCCAGGCAAGGCAAAGUCAAUAUAGCUACUAUAAGAACCCGCCAGGUUUACAGCAAGCAGCCAGGGACGUCCAGAACACGUGGUUUAAGAGCGUUCCCCCGAGACCCAUCCCUGUUACUCAGCAACGUGGUCAGCUGCACGUGUUGUCUAGGGCGCCCCUACGCUCAAUGACGUCACGUCCUGGCAUUGCAAUGGCGUCAAGGCGAUUUGGGCCAAUCAGGCCGCAGUACCAGGCGUAUCGGCAGUUCGUCUCGGCGCCGUAUAGGAGACUACCCUCGUUGUCGUGGAAACAAAGGGAAAUGCAGGGACUCGGGCGAAAUCAGGUAUCGUAUGGGAUGACGGGUAAAAUACCGCUGUACAACGGACAGCCAAGCACUUUGCGAACUCCCUCUGACGAUGGACACUUUAACGCAAUAAGAAUGCCACAGAAUAACGAACAGGCCAACAGACGUUUGAACGCGGUUUGGAUCCCACCUCACAGUGGACCCGCUUUUAACGAACAGCCAUCUCCACAGACUACCCUUCAUGACGACAUAUCAUCACAACAAAACGCGCCCCAACCACCCCUCCCUACAGGACCCGAACAAAACUCCGAUGGAUCACGUGACGCGGGCGGAAAAUACGUUGAAAACUUGCAAGGAAUUCUCGAUAAGUUGCAAGUUCAUAAACCAGGAGUGUCUAAGAUGAUAGACCCAAGUAAGUACCUUGCAUUCAGGCUUAAACCAGCACCCGUCAAGUCACGUGAUCCGUUUGACCUGUACGAGCCCGCGGUGCACCAGCUGAAUUCAGCGCUGCAGAAACUUAUGGGUCAGCGGCAGGUUCAGUUUCAGCCGGAGCAGUUAAAGUUUAUCAUUGAGCUGCUUGAGAAAGCUAUUAGGCAACUGGAGCCAUCUAACACGCUUGCGCAACCCAAGGGAACAGCUGUUCAAAGUGACAAACGUAACAGUAUACGCUUCAUUGUCCCUCACAUGAAUACAAUGACGGCUAGAAAUGGAUUUACAGAACAGACGAGAAAUAUAAAUCCUACUUUGACUGAUUCCACUAGAAACAAUAUCCACAAACCCUCGUAUACAAUAAACACAAAUACAGGCUUCACCAGAAACAUCAUUACCAGUCCAACAGGUUUUAGAGGAAACUAUGGCAAUUCUUUUUACACUGGUCAAACCAGACAGACAGGACUGACAAGAAACGUCAUUUACAGAAAUCCAUAUCAACCAAUCACAUAUGACUAUAGAACUAUUGGAGAGCAGAGGCAGCGUGUACGUUUCCUCGCUAAGAGACUCUCUAAAAUACUAAAGAGAAAACGAAAAUCCGUCUCGAGAAAGCGACGAAAGAGGAGGGUCACAAAACGCAACGAAUCUCAUGCAAGGUAAUGCCGCAUGGGUGCUUGCACGAUGUACAUAAACUGUAACACGUCCAUUGAACGGUUAAUGACGCUUUAGGGACAUUAAGGGUAACGUAUGUAUUAACUCUAUGAGUUAACCUAUAUACUGUAAAUACAAAAAAAAAUAAACUACCAUAUCUAUGUACGCCAUUAUUAGGUGGCCUUAGCAACGACAGUGACACUAAAAUAACGGAAUUGAUUUACAAAUUCAGAUUCUGGAAAAGAUUUUCACAAUAAAAAGUUAGUAGCUUAGGGCUUGUCCGGGCCACUUCUAGCAUUUUUUUUAUCGAAUUCCCGUUAUUAAAUCUUCAAUUAUACCUGGUUUCUCGAAAGCAAAGUACAUUGGUUAUCGUAUAAAUUUUUGGAUUCUUUCUUUUGGCCGCACAGACUUCAAUUUAUAAUCAUUUUAUUUUAGGAUAAACGUUAAGAGAAUGUGUCGUCGUUACCUAAGACUCCUAAUAACGACGUUAUUUACUAACAUUACGUCAUCAAAUACGUCAGACAUACCAACAGACGUACAAAACCGACUCUCAUCAUACGGGGUCUUACAUUACGACGCGCGCUGCCGUGGCCACUACGAGGUUUUCAGAAAGUUAGCCUAUUGGCAUUCACUGAUAUUAUAACUAGAGGAUUUGCCAUCGUAUACUGUUCGGUCAAGCAUUACUUUGAAAUGGGUGCCAGUCAGAUAGCACAUAUCUCGCAUCCUUAUUGGCUCACAAGCAGGUGAGAUGGCCACGGUAGCGUGCGUCGUAUUGUAAGAGUAUGUUCUGGGUAUAUUUUUCUCUAAGGGGGACAAAAAGCAUGCCUCUAGGUUUUUCUCGAUUAUUUUGAGAUUCAAAAUGAGCGUCCUGUUAACACUCUUUAUCGCUAAUUGUAUUAUUUAAUCUGUAAAUAUGUUUGAUAACCUAACAAGUGAUAAUUUAUCAUCAUGCUCUAACUAAACUAAACUAAAUUACAGGGAAGCCUCGUUAAUACGGACAAAGUACAAAGCUGUUCUUAUUAACGGGGUGCCCCGAUUUAAAACUCCAAGGAUCUGGACCUUCCCCAGCGGCCAUUUUGCCAUAUCAAAAUAACAAGCAUGAGAGCAUUUACUUCCGUCGGCUGAUUUUGGGAAGUUUUUAUGAUAUUUUCAAUAGAAUACCGUAAAUGAAGUAUAGGACUUUGUUUUUAGAUGGCCAUUGCGAGAUUUACAAAUUGACUAACGACGCUUCACUUUGCUUGCAUGCCCUAGGCAAGUAAGCUGAACUUGAGUAGCAUUUUGCGGGUCGAUGAUAAAAAUUAGGUGCCUAGCUAAAGGAAUUGUGGGGUUGUUUAGGGGGGGGGCUGAUUGUUAGCCAAUAUAUCUUCCAUGUGCAAAGCGAUCCCACAAUUUCUCAUGCCAUAAUCCCAGAUCCAGGCCUCAACUGGUGGAGACUGGUGGAGACUCCGGAACGCCUCAUUCGAAUGGUGUUCAUGAAGUUUAAAUUGGAAGAGGUUUAUUCACAAGUUUUCGGCAUCCCAAAGUAUUCCACAGAAAGAAUCAGAUAAGGUCGUUAUAUUUGGAUUCCACACUAAACUUUGAAUAAACAAAUCUUUUAAGUGUUUAAGUUUGCAGUAUAGACAGUGUUUAUACCGCAAGCUUUGGUAAGAUGUCAAUAGCCGAAUCAACUAAUUUUCAAGAAAAUAAAAAAGACGUACAAAUGUAGAAUCUCGCCUUGACAAGGUGGUAAACUGUAACACCUCAAGGUGCGAGUUUUUAGACAGCAUUAAAACAAAGAAGAUGUUUCUUCAUGAUGGUGAUUAAACAGUAUUAUAACACGA